CUUUUGUACAGACGCGUUUAAUUGCUCACUAAACAUUACCGAGUCGCGCUGACGAGGCAAAACCAUCGUAGCUCAGAUGUUCUAAGCGUAUGCCAGUUUUACUACAGAAUUCAACGAAGCAGCAUCACAAGAUGUGGGUAAGUUUACUCGUCUUAACAUUGUUGGCUGCAGUCUACUGGAUCAGGCAGCGGCUUGCCUACUGGGAAAAGCGAGGUGUCCCGUACGUGCCGCCAUCCUUUCCACAUGGAAACCUGGGUGGUUUUGGUAAAAAACUACACAUGUCGGCGAUUCUACAAAACUGUUACAAGCAGCUGAAAAGUUCGGGACAGUCAUUCGGAGGGAUUCACUUCUUCAUCAAUCCCGUUGCGCUGCUGAUCGAUCCUGAUCUUAUCAAAACGGUGCUGGUGAAAGAUUUUUCAUACUUCCAUGAUCGUAACCUGUACUACAACGAACGAGAUGAUCCUCUUUCACAUCAUCUGGUCGCGAUGGAGGGAACCAGAUGGAAAAAUCUUCGAGCAAAGCUUACACCGACCUUCACCUCCGGUAAGAUGAAGCUGAUGUUCUCCACUGUGACAGCUGUUGCAGAAGAGUUCGACCGGUGUAUGAUGAACGAAAUCAAAACCAGCCCUGUGGUUGAGAUGAAGGAUCUGCUUGCACGCUUUACCACUGACAUUAUUGGAUCCGUAGCGUUUGGUCUUGAAUGCAACAGUUUGAAAGAUCCAGAAGCAAAGUUUCGUGCAAUGGGACGCAAGGUGUUCCAAUUGUCUCCGUACCGUGCGCUCAAGAUCUUCCUUUCCGCUCAAUUCCCAAAGAUUGCACGAACACUCCGAGUCAAGCUUACGCAACCGGACGUGGCGGAGUUUUUUAUGGGCGCAGUGAAAGAUACAGUUGAGUUUCGGCAAACCAACAAUGUGCAAAGGAAUGAUUUUAUGAUGCUGCUUAUGAAGAUGUUGAAAGAGCAAAUGGAGCAAGACGGGACUGCUGGAGAUCUGAAAGAUCGCAUUACGAUCGAGGAUGUUGCAGCGCAAGCGUUUGUGUUCUUCCUGGCAGGAUUUGAGACCUCUUCAACAGCGAUGUCGUUCUGUCUGUACGAGUUGGCGCUUAACCAGGAGCUGCAGGAUAAGGCACGUCAGAAUAUUACGGAUGUGAUGAAGCAACAUAGCUCCAUUACCUACGAGGCAGUACACGAGAUGAAGUACAUUGAGAUGUGUAUCAAUGAAUCGAUGCGAAAGUAUCCACCGAUCACAACUCUCACCCGCCGGGUCGAGAAGGAUUAUCGAGUGCCCGAUACUGAUAAGGUCCUGCAGGAAGGCAUCAUGGCAGCAAUUCCGGUGUACGCACUGCAUCACGACCCGGAACACUUUCCCAAUCCGGAGCAGUUCGAUCCGGACCGGUUCACAGCGGAACAGGAAGCCAAACGUCAUCCGUUCGUUUAUCUAUCGUUUGGUGAAGGACCACGCAUAUGUAUUGGGUUGCGGUUCGGUAUGAUGCAAGCUCGGAUUGGAUUGGUAUAUCUGUUGAAGCAUUUUCGUUUCACGCUGGCGAAAGAUAGGAUGAGUGUGCCGUUGAAGAUUACACCCUCGAGUACGAUCUUAACGAUUGAUGGGGGACUUUGGUUGAAUGUAGAGCAACUGUGAGUCAACGGUUUGGUACAUAAAAUCGCUCUAUCAGUAAUAAUGAUUGAAACAAACAAUUUUGCAUUGGUCAUCCAACAUUGAGUACAUACAUUUUGGCGAAAUAAAAAAAAAAAGAUAUUUUAAAAUAAAUC
Anopheles coluzzii is the source of this 1768-nucleotide messenger RNA. Its product is annotated as probable cytochrome P450 6a14. Bases 90 to 1637 code for a protein of 515 amino acids. NCBI's taxonomy places the organism in Eukaryota, Metazoa, Arthropoda, Insecta, Diptera, Culicidae. The record is from RefSeq and is a predicted model, not a curated record. The transcript is spliced from 2 exons. Gene Ontology annotation, molecular function: heme binding; iron ion binding; monooxygenase activity.